Cuscuta campestris is the source of this 2233-nucleotide messenger RNA. NCBI's taxonomy places the organism in Eukaryota, Viridiplantae, Streptophyta, Magnoliopsida, Solanales, Convolvulaceae. The record is from the annotation of a GenBank genome assembly.
CGUCGUUUCGCCUGCCAGUGGGUCAUCAUUGCGCCGCCUGACGCGGCGCAACCUGAAGAGGCCACGUCGCUCCUUUCAGCCCUCCUCUUCUUAUAUAAAGGGCUCCAACCCCCUUCUCUUCUCACUUUUCGCACUUCGCCUUCCAGAGCUUUCACCGGUCAAGUUCCUUCUCGUUCGCUAUCCAGCCCUCCGAGUCAAGUAAGUUUCCCCUUCCUUCUCUACUUUCUUUCCUGGUCAUGUCUUCUUUUAGCGAUAGGAUUUCAUCCUCAGAGGACCGCUCCUUUGAGGACUCCAACUCCUCCUCCUCGACCGGGUCUUCUUCUCUUGACUCCACGCCCGGUCAGGUUCCCAACUCCUCUAUUCUCGACCCGCAACCUGUUAAUCAGAUGCCCGGUGAAGUUUUCAUGGGGAGGGACGAGCCGGUUGAUGACGAACCGGGUCCCUAUGACCCUGAAAACGAAACCCGGGAUGCGUGGGAGGAGCGGCUCCAUGCCGCCGGUUACUUUCCGCUCCCCACCUUCUAUGUCCUCGACAUUCCUUCCCAUGUAUCCGAAAUUGCUUUGAACAAAAUCCGUAGGAGGCUCCCGGAUGGGUACACACUUCUGUAUGAACAUAAUUGGCCCAACAUUGUUGAACCCCACUGGGUGGAUAGGAUAGGGUUCCACACGAUUUCCCUAGAUGCGGGCAUCAUUUUUCCCCUUCGCCCCCUCCUAACUGAAGUAUGCCAUGCGUUUAGGAUUUUACCCGGCCAGAUAACUCCUAACGCCCACCGGUAUCUUCAUUCCUUUGUAAAUAUUUCCUCUCACCUGAAAAUUGAUCCCUCCUUGCGUCUUUUUCUCUUUUGCUUUGAAGUCCUACCAGGCGGAUCUGGCUGCGAAGGUUUUGUAUUCUUCAAAGCCCGUACCAGUAGGAAGUUCAUUUCCGAAGUCCCCCAGAGUAACCGGGGAUGGAAGGAAAAGUUUGUUUUCAUUGAGUUUCCCCCCUUCGUCACUCCUUUUGCCGGUCUAAAAUGGAAUGACCAUCUUCUCGAUCAAGAGCACGCUGCACCGGCUUCCUCUCCUGACUUGGUAGCAAGUCUUGAAAUCCUUAUGCGCGGCGAUCCAUACACCGGGAGGGUCUUCCACUAUGGGAGCUGGGUUUGGCGGGUUGAAUCGGGUGGUGAGGGUACCUCCCAAGCCCAUGAAGCAGCGGGGCGCGGGGUACCCUCCCCGGGUAACACUGCAGAGGCUGAGGGCCAAAACCACCCAGAUAUGGAGUUCGAAGAGUUCGCCAUCCCCGACGACCAACCAGCGGGAGACACCGGGGGCUCCCAAGCCAACCCUGCCAGAACCUUCCCGGUCCACCAAGAGACCGUGGAGAUUUUGGAUGAGGACGAACCCCAAGACAACCUGUCUAAGGGGAAGGAAAACGAGAAGACCGGUCGCCGGACCAAGAAGGUGGCCACCAACCAUCCCUCUGCCAUGAACAAGAGGCAGAGGACAGACUCCGGCGCGGCCUACCAGACUGUGGAGGAGGCCUACAUUAUCCUUGGUCUGCGGAUGAGGGAGGUUGGGGAGAUUGGGCCCAUCACCGCCGACCGGUUGGGAAUGGACUCUCCAACCGAGGUGGCCAGGCUGAAGAAGAAGAACGAAGAGCUUGCCCUCCUCCUCAAGAGAGGAGAACGGCCAACUGCUGGACGAGGUCUCCAAGACAAAAAGGGAGAUGGCGGAGAAGGAAGAAAACUUCCCUGGCGCGCAGCUGCUUGGGUUGAGGAAAACAAGGUCGAAGCUGCCCGGGUGAUGACGGCGAGCCCAGAAGCGACCAUGGAAUCCUUCAGGCUUCUGUACCGGGAGCCUGAAGGAAAGAAGAUGAUAACCGCGAUUGGGUCCUUCGGAUUCAAAAGCGGCCAAAAGAAAUACCGUGCAGCCUCCCACCGGAUCCUCCUGAAGAGAGACCCGGCCUUCACCGCGGCUUCCUACGGCCUGGCUCCCAUCCCGGAGGAAAAGCCAACUCCCCCUUUCCCCCUAGAUUAGGAUCUCCCCGGCUGUGCCCGGUUAUUUUUGUAAAACUUGAAACCUUAUCAAUUUCCCCGGGUAUGCCCGGUGUAUCUGUAAACAUUUAACAUGCUCGUUCCGUUUGAAUGCCAUGUUUAAUUUCCUUACCGGUUAAUCUUCCAUAUCUGCUUGCUUGUUGAUUUAUACUUUGCUCUUGCUUCUUAUAAAUUCUGACCGGUAAAUAAAUCAGACCACUUCUC